This is a messenger RNA of Blepharisma stoltei, 234 nucleotides long. The record is from the annotation of a GenBank genome assembly. Lineage: Eukaryota; Ciliophora; Heterotrichea; Heterotrichida; Blepharismidae.
AUGUUCUACCCCUGUAGACCAGCUAAUUCCUCCAUCUCCCACUAUUUCUCGCCAUGAUUCCUCAGUCUACUCAACUUACACCCCAAAAAGACCUGAUUCGGAGUCAAAAAAUUUAAAACUUCCUCAAAAUUGUGAGGAAUUGAUAAAGGAAUUCAGCACAUGAAAGCACCCAUUGCCCAAGCCCAAAGCCAAAGUAAGAAGCUACAAACUUGAUGCAGCUUCCCUAAUAGCUAA